CUCCUCUACAACAGAUUCAAUUGAAAUGGCAAACUGCUACCAAGUAGAAAUACUUCAGUUAUCAAUGAGACAAUCGAGAUGGCAGACAGUCGGGCAAAUAAGUCAUCGGAAGAAUCUUCAUCUGAGCCCAAUAAAUCGAGUAAGCUAGACAUAAAUAGCUAUGCGACGCGAAAAACUUUUGUCCAGGGAAUGCUGGAUCUAGCCCUUCUAACAGCCAAUGCCGCGCAGCUCAAGUACUUGCUUACUGUAGGAGAGGCCCAUCAGUUCUACACUUUAUUGUUGAUCUUGGUGGUAACCUCCAUAUCUCUUCAGGUGCUACAAGCUAUCAUCAUCGUAGUGCUGGGAACAUUACUCAAUAUCAACAAAAUCGAAGAGCAGCGAAGGUCAGACAUCAUCAACAAUAUACUGAUAUGCGUCUCGGUACUCUCCGUCGUUAUCAAUGUUAUCAUAAGUGCUUUCGAUAUGAAGAAUCAAAGCGCAGUGAAAUUGUCGUAAAAUAGUUUCGAUAAGGUACACCGGGGCAUAGUGAAAUGGGUGGGGCGGGAUAAAACGCAAAAUUUUCUAAGUUAUAUCAAUAAAAAGUGGUAAAGUUCUCUUCGCUUA
Molecule: messenger RNA, 603 nt
Organism: Aedes aegypti (yellow fever mosquito)
Lineage: Eukaryota; Metazoa; Arthropoda; Insecta; Diptera; Culicidae
Product: ninjurin-2
Exons: 3
Coding region: 79-495 (138 amino acids)
Biological process (GO): cell adhesion; tissue regeneration
Cellular component (GO): membrane
Source: RefSeq, a predicted model, not a curated record